This is a messenger RNA of Plasmopara halstedii, 3444 nucleotides long. RefSeq names its product WD-repeat protein WDR6, WD repeat superfamily. Bases 1 to 3444 code for a protein of 1147 amino acids. Gene Ontology annotation, molecular function: protein binding. NCBI's taxonomy places the organism in Eukaryota, Oomycota, Peronosporomycetes, Peronosporales, Peronosporaceae. The transcript has a single exon. Gene Ontology annotation, biological process: tRNA methylation. Gene Ontology annotation, cellular component: cytoplasm. The record is from RefSeq and is a predicted model, not a curated record.
AUGGCUACGGCAACUGUGCUCAAGCAGGAGUUCCUGGGUUCGGUUACGCUCGUGUCAUUCUCAUCAACCGGAUCGCUACUUUACGUAGGCGUAGGCCCAGUGAUUUUCCUGUACUCCACGACUGACUGCGAUUUUUUGGGUGAUCACAAUGUCUUGAUGCGAGGCAUUUUGCACGGUUGCGAUAUUACAGACAUUCCAGUCUCAUCCACCACAUCCAAAUCGUUUGUUGGUGCUUUUUACGGUCAAAAACGUGUUGCUUGUUUCCAAAACUUGCCGCAAACUCCCGAUGCUGCUCGUGGCCUUGAACACUUUCAGGUGUUGGGCAAGCCCAAAGUCUUUUGCGAUUGGGUCUUCGAUGUGGUAUUGUUGACAGACGACAUUUCGACAAUUAACGACGGAAAUGUCCUGGCAGCUGUAGGUUUGGCACAUAAUCUUGUGCAAAUAUGGAAUCCAAUUUCCAACACCAUUCUUCACAGUUUGCAAUGUGCUGAGCGUUGCAUCCUGUAUGCGUUAGCGUUCCAUGGACGCUCGCUGGAUGACCUUGUCGUUGCUUCCGGAACUGUAUUCCAACAAAUAUUGUUGUGGAAUCCAAUGGAGCAUGCAGACGAGGUUUCUGACAAGCCUAUUGAACCAGCUCAACGGCUUCAUGCUCACGACGGUGUACUCUUAAAAUUAGUAUGGUCUUUGGAUGCACGCUUUUUGGCAUCCGUCUCGGACGAUCGUACUGUGCAAUUGUGGUCACACGAUCGGGAAUUAACUAAUGAGCGCCUGCACAAGCCGAGUUUAAUAAAUCGUGCAGAACUGCUUGCGAAUGGAUACACUACAUUGUUUAGAGCUUGGGGUCAUUCGGCGCGUAUAUGGGACGUAGCCUUUUGGGAACGUGGUUUGGCUACAGCAAGCGAAGAUGGCCUUUGCAAACUUUGGAAUCGGAAUGGUCAUUGUGUCGCAACGCUUCAAGGUCACAUGGGUAGGAAUGUAUGGCGCAUUGCCGUCCACCCUUCGCUCAACUUAGUUGCUACGGGAGGUGGCGAUGGUGCUGCGAAACUUUGGGAUAUCACUCACCAGCUCAUGUCCUCAUCCAGUGUAUCUGAAGCUAGCGAAUUUUUUGACACUAUUUGUAUUCCGAUUUCGAAACCUUCCACUGGAAUGAAAAAUAAAGCUUUGCCAUCCGACAGUGUGCGUAACAUAUUACUUAGCGACCUUGACAAUGGCAAGACAGCAUUCGUAGCCUCCGAAAACGGCGAUAUUUUUCAUCUUGAUCUGUCGUCACUCGUGGCUAAACUCAUUUAUAGUAUGGCUCCUGCUCGUAGUGUUAAUGUUCGAGCUAAAACAAAUGCAUUGUCAACUUGUGCAUUGGAUUAUUCUGAACGCUUCUUGCUUCUUGGUGAGACAUCAGGACUCGUGCAUAUUGUUGAGGCCUCUACAAGCACGCUUCUUUACUCAUGGACCACUCAGAAAAAUGUUCGUGUUAUGAAGAUGUGGUGGGACCAAGAGGAUGCUGUGUUUAUCAGCAGUGCUGACGGCGCUCUCGGUGAGUGGAAGCCACUUAUAGCAGAAGCCAGUGAAAAUUUGCCGUCUUUCGCGAUCACAAUGAAGCAUGUAAAGACAUUCCAGAUUCCGGCUAAAAGUUCAACGUCGUCCCUUAUUGUUAUAGACCGCCAAAAUACCAGGAAUGUAUUCGCAGGCGACGGCCACGGUAACAUUUACGCAUUCCAUCGCUCGUUCAGUGCGACAGAAUGCGACAACUCGUCCAAGGAAGUCCAAAUACCAGUUCUUGUACUGAAAGGUGUUCACAGGCGUCAACUUGUGGCUUCAAUUUUGCUUUCUGAAGAGCAUACUGAUGCUAAAAAGAGUCACCACACCAUUUUGUUAUCCGGAGGACACGACGGAUACAUUUGUUCGUACGUGCUCACCGUAAAAGCUUCUGGAGCGAUGACAGCCAAAUUCAAGGGCCGUGAGUCUAUUCGAGGAAUUUCUACCGUCAAGCAGCUGUUGUGGAGCAAAGGCUCAUCUGCCCACAGUACCACACCUCAUGAUCUUUUAGUGUUUGGCUUCCAUGCGACACAAGCUGUUUUAUACAACUAUUCCGCGCAAUAUCGUAUCUUCAACGUAGAAUGCGGCGGGUGGCGUCGACCGCAUGCAAUUUUCACUGGUGCAAGAGCGGAUAAGUCUGCUUUACCUUCUCAUACGUUUGUCUUUACGCCUUCAUCAUCGCGAAAGCAUGAAGUUGAUGUCAAGGUGCAUUCGACCAAAUUGACUAGCAUCGAUCCUGGUGAGCACAAUCCGCGAUUCUCCAAAUGUUCAUUACAUGAUCAGCAUCAUGGGCGCAUGACAACUUGUGUGGCUUUCAUCGGGCAUGAUCGCUUAAUCACAGCUGCAGAUGAUAAUAGGCUCAUGCUGCAUCGUCGUCGCUCUUGCGGUCGCCAGGAGAAGGGUAGGCGUUGGACCAGCGUAGCUACAGGAACUGCCCAUACAACCACGAUUCGGGCACUCACAACGUUCCAGCGCAGAGGUUGUGAUGGUAUUCUAGAGCAUAUCGUUUUGUCUGGUGGUGGCAAGCAGCGAUUAAAUGUAUGGCUUAUUUGCGGGGAUAGCGACCUGCUCCGCCUGAUUUGCGGUCAAGAACGUGCUGAAGCAGCUCAGGAUCACCGCAUUCUCGGGCUUGCUACAUUUGCGAUACCUUCGGCCUCAGACGCGUACCGACUUGUAGCGGCUUGCAAUUCCGAAGGCUCUACUCAGCUAUUGCUGUUAGACAUAGAUCAUGAAAAAUUGAUCGAGAUCGGUGACUGCCAGUUAGCUUCCAGAAAACCGAUCUUGUCAUGCGUUGGCUUUCAAAAUUGUGAUGACGAUGCGGUGGUUGCUGGUUUGGCAGUUGGCUCUACUGAUGGCUUCGUGAUGCUGUGGGAUCUGAGCGCGGUUUUGAAAGAGAUUGCAAUACUUGUUCGAUCCAAUGAAGGUAUAGCGCACUACAAGCAGAAGCUUGAAAAUACUAUCACAAAGCUUCAACUUAGUGGCAAUUAUAUAGCUCACGACAUGGGUGUGAACUGCUUUGAUCUAGUCUCCUGCAACAAAAGCUCGGAUGGAGAAAAUCUUGACGUAACUCUUAUCAGUGGUGGAGAUGACCAAAGUUUGUACUUAAGCAAGUUCCGUUUUCCGUCAUGCCAAAUUCUUUUCGGAGCCAAGACAGUAAAUGCUAGCGGUGCGGCUGUCAAAAGUGUCGGUUGCGUUGACGCCAAGGUCAUUUUUGCCGCUGGAUAUGAUCAGCGAGUGAGCAAAUGGAACAUUUGUGUCAACGAAGACAGUGUUGAGCUUGAAUGGCAAGGAGUGGCCUUCUCUGAGUGCGCAGAUAUUGCUGAUCUCGCGACUCGGCUUGCUCCGACUGGAAUGGCUUACGACGUUGUCAUCGUCGGCCAAGGGCUGCAGAUGUUGCAGUACCAGCGCUAG